Messenger RNA from Mya arenaria, 841 nucleotides. RefSeq lists its product as uncharacterized. Gene Ontology annotation, biological process: double-strand break repair via homologous recombination; nucleotide-excision repair; DNA replication. The transcript has 4 exons. The coding region runs from base 71 to 430 and encodes 119 amino acids. Gene Ontology annotation, molecular function: damaged DNA binding; single-stranded DNA binding. Lineage: Eukaryota; Metazoa; Mollusca; Bivalvia; Myida; Myidae. The record is from RefSeq and is a predicted model, not a curated record. Gene Ontology annotation, cellular component: site of double-strand break; DNA replication factor A complex; nucleus.
CUUGAUCCCGCCAAAUUUGCUGAAAUAGAUUUAUUCUACUUUUUUUUGUAAUAUUUGUAGUAAAAUAAAAAUGGAUGAGCAUCAGACUACACGCGUUAAUGCAGCGAUGUUGCCUAGCUACCAAGGAAAGAACGUCUGCUUGAUGGGCAUGGCGAAAGACGUUGACACCAAUGGCACUUCAUUCACCCUCACAACAAGUGAUGGAAAAGAUGUCAGAAUUCAAAUGCAAGAGCCUCUGAGCGAGUAUGUGGCUGGUCUGACUGAGGUCCAUGGACAGGUGGAUGGAAGGAACAGCAUUCAGUGUCAAAACUACAUCAGCUUCUCAGAUGAGACCUCACAGAGCUUCAGCUUAGACCUCUACAACAGUGCCGUAGAACUCAUGGUGCGUGCACCACAGCAUUACCAACAGGGGAUCCAGCCAUCACAGUGAUAGAACUACAUGUAAACUUGAGUGUCAAGUCAUGACUUCAUGGAAAGGAAUAUACCUUACACACUUUCUUGGUUCACUUGCCCGCUCAGUCCAUUUAACUGACAAAUAAAUGCCAUAAUGAUAAGAGUGCUUUUUGUACAUUAAAAUGAAGGGCACAUUAUUAAGACUGUUUUUCAAGCUGAAAUAUUUAUCACUAUCUGUCUUUUUUGUUCAUGUUGAACCACCCAUGUGUACAUUUUGUAUUCAAACUUAAUCACAUGCGUUAGCUGUUUCCUGUGUUAUACAAGUUCCAGCAUUUGCAUAAGUUUGUAAACAAAUGGUCAUAGUGUUACAUGUUUGUUGCAAAACAUUAUUUUUGUGUCAUUAAACAUAAACGUGUCAAAGAGAAAUACAUGUCUGAUAGAUAACUUA